Cuscuta epithymum is the source of this 2200-nucleotide messenger RNA. The record is from the annotation of a GenBank genome assembly. NCBI's taxonomy places the organism in Eukaryota, Viridiplantae, Streptophyta, Magnoliopsida, Solanales, Convolvulaceae.
UUCCUGGAUCAAAUCUCCCCAUCUCCUCACCUGAAUAUCUUCAAGAAAUGUGAGUGCCAUCGUUGAAUCAGAUUCCACUUUAAAUCCCUACUGAAGCUAUACUGAUAUCCCUCAGUUUCGCCUCCAAUGGUGACGAGGCCGCAAGAGGAAAGCUUAUCGCUACUAUCAGCGCACCCGAAGAAUCCCUGAGAAUCGCACCACCAAUUGAGAUGUCAGAAGAGUUCGGGACCCAUAAGCCGAUUCGCGAGCCCUGAUGUGAAGGUAUAUACACAUAUUAUAUACUUCGGGUAUAAUAUUUAUAUUCAAUUUUAUAUAUAAUAAACUUGAAACAUUUAAUUUGUGGUUAUUCUAUUUUCAAUACUUAUUAUUAUGUAUAUUAUACAGAGUAAUAGGUAAUAAUUAGACAUGUGGUAUAUAAUUAUUUAUAUAGUGCCCGUUUGAUAGCCAUGAUUUUUGGCUUUUCAGGUUUAUAAGCCAACUUUUUCACCAAACACGUAACUUUUGGUUUUACGGGCUCAAUUGUGUAAUAAUAAGAAAAGUAAUGUUGGAGUUACUUUUCGGGUUGUAUUGGCUGAAGUUACUGUAGAUGGCCAUUUUAGCUAUUUUUCAUACGGAGUAUAUUUUUUACUUUAUUUUAUUAAUAAAAUGUAUUUUAAUUUAUUAUUUUUCAUGAAUCACCAGAAUCAGCCAAUACAGCCGAUUCGGCUAUUACCAAACGGACUCAUAACUAUACAACAACAAUAUUUAUUAAGGAGUAUUAUUAUUAUAGCCAUACAACAACAUAAGAUAUGAUAAAAGAAUAAGAUAAAAAUGAAUGUAAGAUAAAAUAACAUAUAUAUAAGAAAGAUAAAAUGUAAUAUUAAUAAUUUGGAAGAUAGAAAUUUUAUUUUUAGCUCAUAAACUGGCUCGAGAUCAAAUCAAGCUCGAGCUAUUAUAUAUAUGGAGCAUCUUAUUUGCAUUGAGCUCAGUCCCGUUCGAGAUCGAAUCAAGCUUGAGCGAAGCUCAACUGAGUUCAAGAUCGAAUUAUUUACCUCUUUCAAACUCGAGUUCGUGAAUUCUUAUCAAGUUCGAGCUCCAAUACACUCAUGUUCGGGCUCAGUUUGGCAUUUUCCACCGCUACCCGAUUUGCAGACAAAAUCAGAACUGCCUCUACUGCUUUCAACAAAUUAAGAAAGAGAUCCCAUUAAGAAAGACAAAAUCAAUUCAAGAAGAAGAAAAAUGGCUGGAACUGAUAAAGUGAAUCAACAGAAUCAAGAUCUAGUACCAACUGGAAAAUUAGGUAAAAUAAUGCCAGUACUAGAAGCAAUGAGGCGUCCACGUGGCAGGCCGGCUGGGUCAAAGAACAAGCCGAAACCGCCAGUUAUCAUCACGCGCGACAGCGCGAACGCGCUUAAAGCACACGCGAUGGAGGUCAGCUCGGGCUGCGACGUCAACGAGAGCCUCCUGAGCUUUGCCCAGAGAAAGCAACGGGGAAUAUCCGUCCUGAGCGCCACGGGGUCCGUCACAAACGUGACAUUGCGUCAACCGGCAUCCUCCGGGUCAAUCGUGACCCUCCACGGGAGGUUCAAAAUCGUAUCUUUGGUCGGCUUGAUUCUCCCGCCUCCGGCUCCGCCGGGGGUGACAAGGCUGACCAUAUACCUUGCCGGAGUGCAGGGGCAGGUGGUGGGUGGGAGCGUGGUUGGUGCACUUAUCGCCUCCGGUCCGGUCGUGAUCAUGGCCGCAACUUUCUUGAAUGCCACUUAUGAUAGGCUGCCAUUGCUUGAUGAUGACCAACAAGUCAUUUCCACGGCCAACCAGGCAACCACCACCACCAAAACGGCGGCGGGCAUCAGAAUGUGGAGGUUUCCGACAUAUAUGGGUUGCCACAGAGUCUGAUUAGUGGUGGCGGUGCUUUACACCAGGUUUACACUUGGGCACCGCCUAAGAACUUGUCAAAACCAUAGAUGCUGCUAAGAACUUGUCAAAACCAUAGCUGCUGCUAAGAGAAUUGAUACUCUCCUAGACUUUCAUUAAUGUUCUUAAUUUAUUUAGAUUUAUUUUACUUCUCAUAGCUAAAUAAGAAAAAAUGUAUCUAUAUGGUAAUCAUUCAAUGUAUCCUGUUAUUAUACCUACUUAUCCUAUGUUUAACAGAUUAAUUAUGAUGUUCAAUUAGAAAUGGAUGUGGGAUCCAAAUCAUCCAAUGUACUUUUCUUCAAUAUCA